CAUCUGCGCAUGCGUACCACUUUUACACUAUUCGAAUAUGGCUGUUAGGUGUUUGAAGGCGGCUCAGAAGAAUCUACAAUAUUUAAAUCAUUUGUUAUCGCUGGCUGCGAAGAAUAACCGGGGUUCUCUGUGUUUGCUGAGUACAGCAGCAUACCAAAGGACAACCGGUGACGAUCAAAAUGUUGACGAAAUCCAGGAUGAGCAAAGUCAGUCAAUAACCAUCAGGGCUCUCGAAGUGAGAGCUAGUAAACUUGAAGAGCAAGUUCGUGAUCUCACUGAGAGGUAUAAAAAAGCUUUAGCUGACUCUGAUACAGUUCGAAGAAGAACUCAGAAGUUUGUGGAGGAUGCAAAGCUCUUUGGUAUUCAGAGUUUUUGCAGGGACUUGGUGGAGGUUGUUGACAUCCUUGAGAAGACUACAGGGAAUGUGCUUGAGGAAGAGUUGCAAGAUCCCAACCCUACCUUGCGAAGCCUUUACGAGGGACUCUCACUUAUUGAGUCAAAGUUGCAAAGAGUGUUUUCCAAACAUGGGCUUGAAAAAAUGACUCCAAUUGGGGGCAGAUAUGAUCCUUAUGAUCAUGAAAUAGUAUGCCAUGUUGCUGCAGAUGGAGCCGAACCUGGCACGAUAACGGUUGUAACUCAGCAUGGGUACAAGCUUCACGGGCGUACAAUUAGACAUGCACUUGUAGGAGUAGCAGUUGAAUCUCAAGAGUAGUAGUCCUUCUGCAUUUGUUAGUUUGGAAGUUGAGAAGAAAACUAAUAUAAUUGAGAAUGUUUAUGGUUAAUAUCAAUUACAUGACAUAAAUGAAAGACAUUGAUUAGUAUACUGAGUAUCCUGUUUCACUAUUGCACAAAAUCUGCAUUUUUUAGUUUUUGGGAGUUGUACAAAAGAUUCAAAUGGUGCUGGUUUAUUCAUGACAUAUGAUGUUGGUGUACACUGCUGUAGAUUAUUAGAGGUCUGAAAUUACAUUAGUUUUUUCCUAAUUUAUUUAUGUAUAUAGCUUUUUAUUAUCAUCAUAUUUUUGUAGCAUGCAAAUGUGCAGUUUAUUCCAUUGGAAACAUACUAAAUCUGUUAGAAUAUGUUUGUUUGCUUUUCAGACCUGGUGCACAAAUUUCCUCAAGUCUGUUUAUUUUCUGAAGUAUGCCGUGAUUUGUCCUUUGUCCUUCUGAGCCUUCUUUUCUUUUAAGGAGUUUGUUAGCUUACACACAGGUACUGGGCAUGCUUUUAAUAUAUAAAACUGAUCACUGAUUACAAUUGGAUUGUUUAGAGACGAUGUGGAAAUGAUCUUUGAACUUGUCUUUUUUUAAUAUAUCUAUCUAUAUGUAGUUAAUCUGAGUGGUUUCCUGUGUGAGUUUCUGACGCAACUGCCUGGCAUCUGCAAGGUUAUUGAUUAUUGAAGGUUACUGUGCAUGUGAAGGAUUUUUUCCUUGUAAUUAGUUUCAAGCAUUGUGAUUUAAUUUAUUUUUUUUCUAUCAAUUGAUUUGAGUUCUGUUUUACUUUGAUUUGUUUUUGCUCGUCUUCAGUCUAUUUGUAUUCAGGUCUUGUCUACCUCCUUUGUUUUGUCAAUUCCUCUCCUCAUUUUUUUUAUCAACAUGUGACUAAAGUGAAUUGUAUGUAACACAGAAUGAACAAGAGUCCCUGUCUGUUUUUAAUGUUUCGUUUUAUUUUCUUGAGGUCUGCCUCUGUUUUAAUAAAAAUGUCUUAAGACAUUUUGUCAAGGUUUGUUCUUUACACAAUGUAAAAAAUGGCACAUGUCCAUGUUCUUAAUUAUUUGCAAAUUGAGCACAUUAAUAUUUGGUCGAGGCUAAACACGAUUUUUAUAAUCAGUUUGUAUGUUUGAUUUGCUUUUUCUAGUGUUUUGUUAGAUAAUUUAGUGAAAUUUGUAAAUACUGUUCAAUAUGCUUUUGUCUUUCUGAUAUUUUCAGUUUAUUAGCAUUAGUAUCAGUAUCAUGAAACAUUUGUCCACGUUGGGAGAGCUACAGUCAGUGUCAUCUGUACAUAUUAAGUUAUUUUGAUACAUUUGUAAAUUAUAUAUGCUUAAAGCUUUAUUGUACAGAAAGCUAUUGUUCAACCAUUAACUUUCAAGUGAAUGCUAUUUAAAUAGGAUAAAAUUACUUGGAAUAAAUAAAGCAGACUAUUAUUACAAUUAA
Messenger RNA from Erpetoichthys calabaricus (reedfish), 2148 nucleotides. RefSeq names its product GrpE-like 2, mitochondrial (gene grpel2). Gene Ontology annotation, cellular component: PAM complex, Tim23 associated import motor. Gene Ontology annotation, biological process: protein import into mitochondrial matrix; protein folding. The record is from RefSeq and is a predicted model, not a curated record. The transcript is spliced from 4 exons. Gene Ontology annotation, molecular function: protein homodimerization activity; protein-folding chaperone binding; adenyl-nucleotide exchange factor activity. Bases 38 to 712 code for a protein of 224 amino acids. NCBI's taxonomy places the organism in Eukaryota, Metazoa, Chordata, Cladistia, Polypteriformes, Polypteridae.